Molecule: messenger RNA, 2624 nt
Organism: Mus caroli (Ryukyu mouse)
Lineage: Eukaryota; Metazoa; Chordata; Mammalia; Rodentia; Muridae
Gene: Oca2
Product: OCA2 melanosomal transmembrane protein
Biological process (GO): melanocyte differentiation; melanin biosynthetic process; transmembrane transport
Cellular component (GO): melanosome membrane
Source: RefSeq, a predicted model, not a curated record
GGUUGUGCUCCAUCCACGACUCAGAGCCUUUGGAUCUGGAUACUAGACUUCACUGCUGGAGAGAGAUCAGCGAGUCAUCAGACACAUCAGCAACGGGGACAUGCGCCUAGAGAACAAAGAUAUCAGGCUGGCCUCAGCCAUGCUGGAAGUAGAGCUACACCAGACAUCUGCUUUGUCGGUUCCAACUUGCCCAGACCCAGGACGGCUGCUGACCGUCAAACCCGCUACCAGUAACUACAAGCUGGGCCAGGCAGACCCCUGCAUCCCAUAUGCUGGCGAGGCUGCUGGGAAGAACCUCUGUGUUCCUGAACAUACAGAGUUUGGCUCAUUCCUCGUGAAGGGGAGCUCCAGCUUAAAAGACCUUUCUUUUAAGGAAGACACUCCUCUGCUCUGGAAUUCAUCCCAAAAGAAAAGGUCACAUCUCAUGCCUGUUCAUCCCCCAGAAUUCAUAGCUACUGAAGAUUCCUGGGAAAAUGGCCUUACUGCCUGGGAGCAAAAAUGCAUGCUGGGUAAAGAGGUUGCAGAUUUGUCUGCAUUGGCCUCCUCAGAGAAACGGGAUCUUGCAGGCAGUGUCCAUCUUAGAGCCCAGGUCUCCAAGCUUGGGUGCUGUGUGCGCUGGAUGAAGAUCACAGGCUUGUUUGUUUUCGUGGUGCUCUGCUCUAUUUUAUUCAGCCUGUAUCCGGACCAAGAAAAGUUCUGGCAGCUGUUGGCUGUGUCACCACUGGAAAACUACUCUGUGAACCUUACUGGUCACGCGGACUCCAUGAUACUUCAGCUGGACCUGGCAGGGGCCUUAAUGACUGGUGGACCAAGUGGUUCCGGGAAAGAAGAACAUGUCGUGGUGGUGGUGACCCAGACAGACACAGUGGGCAACAGACGGCGGCGACCACAGCAGGUCACUUACAAUUGGACUGUCCUUUUAAAUCCAAGAAGUGAGCACGUGGUGGUGAGCAGAACCUUCGAGAUAGUGAGCAGGGAGGCUGUUUCCAUCAGCAUCCAGGCCUCUCUCCAACAGACUCGCCUCGUUCCUCUUUUGCUGGCCCAUCAGUUCCUUGGGGCAAGUGUUGAAGCACAAGUGGCCAGUGCGGUGGCCAUCCUUGCAGGGGUUUAUACUCUGAUCAUAUUUGAGAUUGUUCACAGAACCCUGGCAGCCAUGUUGGGAGCACUUGCAGCACUAGCAGCCUUGGCUGUGGUUGGAGAUAGACCCAGCCUGACCCACGUGGUGGAGUGGAUUGAUUUCGAGACUCUGGCCCUGCUGUUUGGCAUGAUGAUCUUAGUAGCCGUAUUUUCAGAAACGGGAUUUUUUGAUUAUUGUGCUGUAAAGGCAUAUCAACUUUCUCGAGGAAGAGUGUGGGCCAUGAUCAUCAUGCUUUGUCUCAUGGCUGCCAUCCUUUCUGCCUUCUUAGACAAUGUCACUACGAUGCUCCUUUUUACCCCUGUCACCAUAAGGUUAUGUGAGGUGCUCAAUCUUGAUCCGAGACAAGUCCUCAUUGCAGAAGUGAUCUUCACAAACAUUGGAGGAGCUGCCACUGCUAUUGGGGACCCACCAAAUGUUAUCAUUGUUUCCAAUCAGGAGUUGAGAAAAAUGGGCCUGGACUUUGCUGGUUUCACAGCACACAUGUUCCUGGGAAUUUGCCUUGUUCUCCUGGUCUCCUUUCCCCUCCUCAGACUUCUGUACUGGAACAAAAAGCUUUAUAACAAGGAGCCUAGUGAGAUCGUCGAACUGAAGCACGAGAUUCAUGUCUGGCGUUUGACUGCCCAGCGCAUCAGUCCAGCCAGCCGUGAGGAGACAGCUGUGCGUGGCUUGCUGCUGGAGAAAGUGCUUGCCCUGGAGCAUCUGCUGGCCCAAAGGUUGCACACUUUCCACAGGCAAAUUUCACAGGAAGACAAAAAUUGGGAGACCAAUAUUCAAGAGCUACAGAGAAAGCACAGGAUAUCAGACAGGAGUCUGCUUGUCAAGUGCCUGAUGGUGCUGGGAUUUGUCAUCUCCAUGUUCUUUCUCAACUCCUUUGUCCCUGGCAUUCAUCUUGAUCUUGGAUGGAUUGCUAUUCUGGGUGCCAUCUGGUUGCUAAUUUUAGCUGAUAUUCAUGACUUUGAGAUCAUUCUACACAGAGUAGAGUGGGCGACUCUUCUCUUCUUUGCAGCACUCUUUGUGCUGAUGGAGGCAUUGACACAUCUUCACUUAGUAGAGUAUGUUGGAGAACAGACUGCCCUACUAAUAAAGAUGGUUCCAGAAGAUCAGCGCUUUGCAGCUGCCAUUGUCCUAAUAGUGUGGGUCUCAGCCUUGGCAUCGUCCUUGAUUGACAACAUCCCAUUUACUGCUACGAUGAUUCCUGUACUCCUGAACCUGAGCCAAGACCCUGAAAUUAGUUUGCCUGCACUGCCUCUCAUGUAUGCCCUGGCCCUCGGUGCCUGCCUGGGAGGUAAUGGGACACUUAUCGGAGCAUCCACAAAUGUUGUUUGUGCAGGAAUCGCAGAGCAGCAUGGGUAUGGAUUCUCUUUCAUGGAAUUUUUCAGGUUGGGCUUCCCUAUGAUGCUCAUGUCCUGCACCAUUGGGAUGUGCUAUCUCCUGAUUGCUCACAUUGUGGUGGGAUGGAAUUAACAGCCAGCCGUCAUUUGCAGAC